AUUGUGUUUUGUUUUGACAAGUGGCAGACGUAAAGGUGCCGAACAGUGUCAAAAUACCAUUAGUAAUGAUCGCCCGUGCCCCAUAUUAGUGCUGCGAAAUUAGUUCUACUUGUACAUUGGGUUUUUGAAGUGCCAAGCUGUAACUUAGUAGUUGUAGGAGUUUAUUAGUGUUUUGUUAUACAGGAAGGUACAAGAAUAUUUACAUAUAAGACGAAAAGUAAAUCAGUGUGAUGAUGAGAGGAACAACAAAAACACUGUGCCCUUGUAGAAAGUUGAGUGAAAUAUUACAAACAGUAGUAACGUACAGAAAAUAUGUUUAACUCCCGGCGUCGCAAGAGUUUUCCCAACCUUCUGGACAUGGAUGACUUGCGGCCUCUGAUGCUCGACCGCGAGGAGGGCGAGCCAGACCAACAUGCUGUGGAAUGUGCGCCGGAGGACUUGCCCACACCUCAGUCAGAGUCAGAACUACGCACUCAGCGGGAAGAUAGGAAGGCCUUCCGAAACAUUCUAGCGCUGGGCUUUUCAUUCAUGUUGGUUUUCACAUCCUUCAACACCAAUGGCUUCAUGACACAAGUUGUCAUCAGAAGCAUUCAAGCUGAGGAUCCAAGCUUCACCGGAUCAGGUUACAUCUCCCUGGCAGUGAUCUAUGCAGUGUUUGCCUCCUUCAACUGGCUGGCCCCAUCAUGCCUCAGCUUCCUUGGUCCAAAGUUAUCCAUGAUUGUUGGGGGUGUGACUUAUGUAAUUUUUAUUGCUGGCUUCCUGUGGCCUCACACAAUUAUUUUGUACCUGACCUCUGUAUUAAUUGGAAUUGGUGCUGCUCUGAUAUGGACUGGCCAGGGUAACUACCUCACCCUGAUGUCCACCCAGAAAACUAUAUCUCGUAAUUCAGGAAUCUUCUGGGCCAUGUUACAAACCAGCAUGUUGUUUGGCAAUAUCUUUGUAUAUUAUCAAUUCAUGGGGAAAGACAUAAUUGACCAACACACACGUAUGGUGGUCUUCAUUGUACUUACUGUGGUUGGAGUGAUUGGUGUUGGUGUCAUGUGCCUACUGCCCAAACCUGGCUCAGAAGGAGGAGGCCGAGCUGAUGACUUGGGAGGACCCUCUACUGCCCUCAAGAAGUCAUUUGCACUCUUCAGGACUAAAGACAUGAUACUCUUGUCAUUUGCAUUCUUCUACACUGGCAUUGCAUUGUCCUUCUUCAGUGGAGUCUACAGUGCUUGCUUGAGUUCCACACUGCGAUUCCCAGACCCCAAGCGUCUUGUUGGUCUCUCUGGGAUGCUUAUCGGUAUUGGGGAAAUUCUAGGAGGAGGAGUAUUUGGCAUUUUUGGAUCAAAAACUGUCAAAUUUGGCCGUGAUCCUAUCAUACUUCUGGGUUACGUUGUCCACAUGGUGUGCUUCUUCCUUAUCUUCAUGAAUCUCCCAACAAACUCUCCACUGAAGGGAACAAGUGACCCAUCCCAUUUGCCCAAUGGUGAACCAAGUGAAGUAAUUGCCUUAUUGUGCAGUUUCCUGCUGGGUUUUGGAGACGCCUGCUACAACACACAGAUUUACUCUAUCCUUGGAUCAGUUUAUGAAGACAAUUCUGGACCAGCAUUUGCACUGUUCAAAUUUGUUCAGUCCUUGUCAGCAGCUGCAUGCUUCUUCUACUCUAGUGUCUUCAAAUUAUACUGGCAUCUCAUUAUCUUGAUAGUGUUUGCCACCAUUGGCACCUUCACAUUCUGGAUGGUGGAGUGGAAAGCACAUCGACGUCUUAAAGCAAAACCAGACACAAAUGCAUUUGAUUGACAGAAUCAUUCUGGCACUCCAUCAUAAUGUGAAUAAUGAAUAGUAUUACUAAAAUUACCUAUCUCCUUAGGAAAUAACCCAUAUUUUAUGUUUUUUUGUGAAUAAAUUAUCUUACUAAAAACUUGUUUCUACUUAAUUUUUAGGCAGUCUUCUAAAAUAGCAAAAAUUUUUUUCUAGUGUAAGUCAGUGAACUUUUUUUUUUUAUUUAUUUAUAGAAUCCGGGUUAUAUCUGUAAAGGAGGGUUUGGUGUUUUACAUGCUGUGAUGAAUGCAUAUUACCCUUUAUUUUCCUAUUUUUUUAGCCAUAACCCUGACCUUGUUUGCCGUGAUAUAUGAGGUUGCUGGGCAUAAUGAUGUGAGUACAUGACACUUAGCAUAAUAUGAUACGUGUGUAAUUAAUCACAGUUAUGCAUUGAUGUACAGUGUAUUGGAUUUUAGAUAUUAAUAAUGUAAAUUUGUUUUUAUAUUUUAUUAAAACCAUUAAACAAUGAAGUAGUUAA
Messenger RNA from Scylla paramamosain (green mud crab), 2284 nucleotides. Its product is annotated as UNC93-like protein MFSD11. Lineage: Eukaryota; Metazoa; Arthropoda; Malacostraca; Decapoda; Portunidae. The transcript has 8 exons. Bases 313 to 1785 code for a protein of 490 amino acids. The record is from RefSeq and is a predicted model, not a curated record.